Molecule: messenger RNA, 897 nt
Organism: Ostertagia ostertagi
Lineage: Eukaryota; Metazoa; Nematoda; Chromadorea; Rhabditida; Trichostrongylidae
Source: the annotation of a GenBank genome assembly
AUGGCUUCGAAAAAGACGAAACAGCACAAAAUGUCGACGGCGGCACCGGGUCCGUCGGUGUGCGAGGUGUUCACCUACGUCGACACGAACAAGAGCAUCGAUGAGCUGUUUCAAGCCGGACGCGUCAGCGACGGCAAACUGUACGAGAGAAAGCCGAACAGGAAGUUUCCGAUGGCGUAUUAUGCGCCGAAGCCUCGACCACGUGGCAGUUCGGCUGGACAUUCACCUCAGGGUAGCAGUGACGAUGGAAUGAGCAGCGCUGGACGGAAUGCGCUCAGCCCCAGUGGCAGUCAACAGGUUUCGACGCCGUUUCAUAAAAAGCAAGCCAGCGCACCAGAACUCGAUACACAUCAUCUAGACUUGUAUAAUCGACCAGUAGCCGUUCCACAAGUGAUCACCCACCAUCACUCCAAAUCCGUGUCAGCCAUCCCACCAAUGCCGGAUCCAGCGUUCACAGUACCACAGCACAAUCGAUCCGUUUCGCAUGAAGCCAACUAUAAUGCAUCGUUCGGAACUCAACCCUCAUUCCAUGAAUCCGUUCCAUCUUCACUGUUCGAUCCUCGUGGGAAGAGUCAUUCGCUUGAUCCGAUGAUUGUUGGAAUGCAUGAUCCAGGCUCUCAGGUCGGUCGAGUGAGAGAGAAAAGAACUUCCGUCCCUGCAGUUUUUAGUGUCAAAAUGUAUUAUGCACAUUUAUUACAGCAACAACAACCUCAACAAGCCUACUUCCCUCCACAGCCACAAAUCAUGCAUCAACCGCCGCACGCGUACGCUCAGAUGCAACCGAGUCAGGACUUCAACUCUUCGACUUACCAGCGAGUACAAGAGUUGGAAAAUGAGCGUUCUGUAAUGUUGGAAAAGCAGGAGCAGCUGUUACGAUCGGUUUGUCGAUUCGAUUGA